AUGCAGAAAAAGAUCAGAGAAAGAUUCUAAAACCAUCCUGAUACUAGCCUACUACAUUUUUCGAAGCUGUAAAUACAACAAAGAUUACUAAACAUAGCUUACCUUUCAGUCUUUCUACUUCAAAAUGUCACGUUCAAUCCAGUGUGUUACUUUGCCCAUUCUUUGCAGAAUAUAAAUUGUGAAAUUUGAGCUAAAAUGUUUUCUACAUCUUCAGUGUAUGUUUUAACAAAAACGUCAAGACAAUUGAAGAUACACUGUAAGUGUUUAUAUUCAUCUAGUGUUGUGUCUCUAACACUUGGGGCAGCACAGCUCAGCUCAGGUGUACAGUAUCUAGGUGAGUCUGUGUAGUUAAGACGCACCCACCGCUCUAUGCCACUCCCUUCCAGGUGAAGUGGUAACGGAGAGAGAGAGCCUUCCUUCGCGCCGCUAACCUAUGAAACAAACGAAAACACUUUCAAAUCCUUCCUUCAGACGGCUGGUUUUUCAAAAAAGCAAUUCAACUGUCCCAAAAGACCAAGCAUAACAGUGAAAGCAGCGUGAAGAUGGAGGCAGCGCCGGCCGGUCUCGGGCGCUGUUCUUGCGCGUUCUGGCUCGCCGUGGCUUUCGACGCUCUUGGUCUCAUCAUAUUAUUGCUUGGCGUGUUUGGAGACUUAUUUUUCUACGACUUCUUGAUAUAUGCGGGAGCCAUCAUCAUUUUUCUGAGUCUGAUUUGGUGGGUUUUCUGGUACACGGGUAAUAUUGAGGUGCCCCCCGAGGAGCUUGAGGACGAUGUGGGUUUGCUGAAGAAGAGCAGAGGGUUGGCAGGGGUUGUGAGGAGGUUCUCCAGCCGCGUCUCGAGCGGAAUCAGAAACUCGCUCAGGAGAAAUGGGGGGCCCCGAGGUCAAGGCGCGGAGCCCGGUCAAACAAAGCACAGGAGAGACGGCAGUCAAGCACCAGUGUCUUUUGCGAUGAACCCUCAGGAUAAUGUGAGCAGUGUGUCUGCGACAGUGAGCGGAGGAGACACUCUCAGAACAGAAACACAGGCCAUAUGAACCAUCACGGACAGGUUACAGAAGAGGAUAUUCAACCAUAUGGCAUUGCCUAUUAUGCCUAAGCGGACUUUUGUUUUUCUCUCCUGUUGAAACAUUCAUUUUUUGACUCUGGCGUUUUAUUGAAAAUGUUUACAAUUGAAUUACAUUUUGGACAUUUUGCUGAUUUGAUUGAUUUUGUGCUUUGUACUAUACACUAUUUUGAGAUUAUGCACUGACAAGAAUGGCUAUAUGACAAAAUAAAUGCAAUAAUGUAUUUUCCUACAUUUAAUUGUCUGUUUUAUAUCUGAGUUUCGACCAACAUGAUUGUAACCCGGACAUGUUCUAGUGUCCUGCUUUUAUUGAAUCUCGCACAAACUGUACAACCUUUGGACAUUGAGAAGUGUUAUUAGGUUUGCUUCCUCUUAUCUUUGUUUGCUCAUACCAAUUUAGAAGCAGCAGGUGUAAAUGAACCAGAUGGAUGGGUGGCAGGCGGUUUGAUAGUUAACUCUGUUUUUUAUUCAAAAAAUAAAAAUUGCAGCUUUCAGGUG
Molecule: messenger RNA, 1558 nt
Organism: Onychostoma macrolepis
Lineage: Eukaryota; Metazoa; Chordata; Actinopteri; Cypriniformes; Cyprinidae
Product: transmembrane protein 238-like
Exons: 2
Coding region: 543-1031 (162 amino acids)
Source: RefSeq, a predicted model, not a curated record